AUGCUCACGUAUGCGAUCAUCGACAAGUCGCUUCCGCCGUCGUCCGAGGACCCAGACGGCCAGCUAGUUGGCAUGAUCUCAUAUGUCGACGCCGACGACGAGAGCUAUUCCGUUGAGAUUGGCUUCAUUAUUGUCACGCCAGAGUUCCAGAAUCGAGGAAUCGGGACAACAGCGGCCGCGUUGAUGGUCAAGCACGCCCUCGACAGGGAAGAGGAUGGAGGGCUGGGACUCUGUCGCGUGGAGUGGCACUGCAGCACGAUGAACACGGCAUCAAUCAAGACGGCACACAAAUUACGCUUCAGGGAGAUUGGGGUUGUAGAAUUUGAACGGAUUCUUCCGGAAGCAGAGGCGCGCGGCAAGAUUGGCAACGGCAAGGCGAAGCCACCACGGAGCCGCCCCAGUGACCAGUGGAGGGACCUCGUCAUGUUUGCGAUCUCCUGGAGUGCAUGGGAGGGCGAGGUCAAGCCUCAUGUGACACGACUUCUGUAA
Molecule: messenger RNA, 489 nt
Organism: Purpureocillium lilacinum
Lineage: Eukaryota; Fungi; Ascomycota; Sordariomycetes; Hypocreales; Ophiocordycipitaceae
Source: RefSeq, a predicted model, not a curated record